AUUAUAUAAAAUUUAAUACUUUAAUUUACGUUUUAGAUUUCUUAAUUUGAUGAAUUCAACCAUUAAAACGAUCGAAAAAGGUGCUUUCAACGGUUUAAACAACUUAAACGAGCUUAACUUAGAAGAAAACAACUUGGAAAUCUUCGAUUUAAAACACUUAGACAUCGAGGGAUUACGAAUUCUAAAACUUGGAGGAAAUAAUUUCACAUUCUUCGAUAAUUCUUUAUCGAAAUUACCAUCCCUUCAAUAUUUAUCGAUUCAAUUUUGCAACAUCACGAGAAUAUCGAAAGAUGUUUUUACGAAAAAUAAAAAUCUAAUUAAAAUUGAUUUAACUGAAAAUUUAUUGGUCGACUUAAAACGAGAGGUUUUCGAGAAUUUAGGGGUUCUAAAAGAAUUGAAAUUGGGGGGAAAUAAUUUUAGCGAAAUUCCGUUUUUAGCGCUAAACAUUUCUAGUUUAGAAACGUUAUCGUUGGAUAGAAAUAAAAUUUCUUCAUUCGAAGCGAACAAAUUAAACAAACUGGUGAAUUUGAAAGAUUUAGAUUUAAGUGGAAAUCGGAUUUCUUCAAUCUCCGGGUUUGCGUCUUUAAAUUUGAGCCAAUUAACGUCGGUGGAUUUGAGUUCGAAUCAAUUGGCUGCGUUACCGACGAAUUUUUUUCAUUUUUCUUUACAAUUAAAGCGAAUUCAUUUGGCUGAAAACCGAUUUAGACAAAUACCAACUUCCGCUUUAUCAGAAACAACUUUACCCAAUUUAAAUUGGUUAAAUUUAACCGGAAAUCCUUUGGUGAGAGUCCACGAUAUUGGGAUUACAGGGAAAUAUCCCGUUUUGGAAGAAAUUUACAUCACACACACAAAUUUAACGAUUGUAACCAGUAAAGAUUUUGAAUCUUUCCCAUCUUUACAACACAUUUACUUGGGAAAUAAUAAAAUUAGCCGGAUUUCUCCUGGUGCUUUUGGAAGCCUCCCAAAUUUAUUAACAUUAGAUUUAAGGAUAAAUGAGUUGGAGUUAUUACCGCAAGAAAGAUUACAAGGUUUAACUCAUUUAAGAUUAUUAAAUUUAACUCAAAACAAAUUAAAAGAACUUGAGGAGUUCCCAAUUGAUUUAAAAUCGUUACAAAUUCUUGAUUUAUCUUACAAUCACAUCGGAAGGAUUGGAAAAUCGGUUUUUCAACACUUAGAUAAUUUAGUUGAGCUUUAUCUCUUCGGAAAUUGGAUAUCUUCAGUUUCAACGGAUGCAUUUAAGCCGUUAAAAAAACUAAGGAGUUUGGAUUUAAGCAGGAAUUAUUUGGAAAAUAUCCCAUUGAGUGCUUUUCGCCCUUUGGAAACUCAAAUAAGAUCUUUAAGAACUGAAGAAAACCCUUUAUCGUGUAGUUGCGAUUCUCACGAAUUGUGGGAAUGGUUGAGGGAUCAUCAGAAAUUGGUCGACCCGGCUUUGCAUUCGUUAAAAUGCGAGCAUCCCCCCGAAUUAAGAGGGAGGGUUUUUUUGAAUUUAAAACCGGAGCAGUUUUGUGAUCAACCCUUAAUUAUAAAAUUGGCCAUUCAGGAUAUCCAACCUUUCUCGGUUUUAGUUUCCUGGCAAAGUAGGAAUCAUUCGGGUCUUCAUGGAUAUCAAGUUGUUUAUCAUUCUAUUGAUGGACUUGAUGAAAUUCGCGGAAAAAUGUUAGAUCGUUUUUCGAGGGCAACAAAAUUAUCACGAUUAAUUCCCGGCACCAGAUACUUGAUUUGCGUAUUAGCCCUCGGCAACUGGCUAUCGCAACUCCCGGAAGUCUUCGGAAAUCGUCCAGGAACAACCCAUCGAGAUUCUAGCAGUAGUUCUAGUAAUAGUUGGGGGGAAACCUUCACCGAAGCGAUGCUCCCUCUACUCGUCGACUCGCAAACGAGUAAAUGCACCGAAGUCACCACUCUUGGUCAUCCGGGGAGCAGCAUUUCCGGUAGUCUGGGUAGUGGUGUACCCGACGACGACGACAUCGACGACUCUGACCGUUCCUUGGGGACACAGUCGAUUCUAACUCGUAGAUUGGGUUUGAUAAUCGGAUGUUGUAUGGGUUUCGUUGUGUUCGUCGUCUUGGUCUCGGUACUCGGCUACUUGAAAGUGAAGAAGCAACGGGCUGCGGUGAAGAGAGACCCACCAAUGCCACCGGAAUAUAUUUCGUAUCGUCACUUUAGUAUACAAAGUGGGGAAACUCACGGUGGUGGCCAUCCGCAUUUCAUAACGAGCAUGAAUACCACUAGUUUAAAUUGAAUUUUAGAGAAGUGGGGAGUUCGAGUUAUAAGUUAACAAUGGGGAAAUUGGAGUUUUGUGAAGGGUCAUUAUUGGAUCAUAUCACUAAUGGGUAAAAAAGAAUAACAGAAAUAAAUGUAAUAGAAACAUGGGCGAACAAA
This is a messenger RNA of Onthophagus taurus, 2379 nucleotides long. NCBI's taxonomy places the organism in Eukaryota, Metazoa, Arthropoda, Insecta, Coleoptera, Scarabaeidae. The record is from RefSeq and is a predicted model, not a curated record.